This is a messenger RNA of Closterium sp. Naga37s-1, 4338 nucleotides long. The record is from the annotation of a GenBank genome assembly. NCBI's taxonomy places the organism in Eukaryota, Viridiplantae, Streptophyta, Zygnematophyceae, Desmidiales, Closteriaceae.
AUGCCUUCCCCCUCUCAUGCCUUCCCCCUCUCAUGCCUUCCCCCUCUCAUGCCUUCCCCCUCUCAUGCCUUCCCCUUCUCAUGCCUUCCCCCUCUCAUGCCUUCCCCCUCUCAUGCCUUCCCCCUCUCAUGCCUUCCCCCUCUCAUGCCUUCCCCCUCUCAUGCCUUCCCCCUCUCAUGCCUUCCCCCUCUCAUGCCUUCCCCCUCUCAUGCCUUCCCCCUCUCAUGCCUUCCCCCUCUCAUGCCUUCCCCCUCUCAUGCCUUCCCCCUCUCAUGCCUUCCCCCUCUCAUGCCUUCCCCCUCUCAUGCCUUCCCUCUCUCAUGCCUUCCCCCUCUCAUGCCUUCCCCCUCUCAUGCCUUCCCCCUCUCAUGCUUUCCUCCUCUCAUGCCUUCCCCCUCUCAUGCCUUCCCCCUCUCAUGCCUUUCCCCCUCUCAUGCCUUCCCCCUCUCAUGCCUUCCCCCUCUCAUGCCUUCCCCCUCUCAUGCCUUCCCCCUCUCAUGCCUUCCCCCUCUCAUGCCUUCCCCCUCUCAUGCCUUCCCCCUCUCAUGCCUUCCCCCUCUCAUGCCUUCCCCCUCUCAUGCCUUCCCCCUCUCAUGCCUUCCCCCUCUCAUGCCUUCCCCCUCUCAUGACUUCCCCCUCUCAUGCCUUCCCCCUCUCAUGCCUUCCCCCUCUCAUGCCUUCCCCCUCUCAUGCCUUCCCCCUCUCAUGCCUUCCCCCUCUCAUGCCUUCCCUUUCUCAUGCCUUCCCCCUCUCAUGCCUUCCCCCUCUCAUGCCUUCCCCCUCUCAUGCCUUCCCCCUCUCAUGCCUUCCCCCUCUGAUGCCUUCCCCCUCUCAUGCCUUCCCCCUCUCAUGCCUUCUUCCUCUCAUGCCUUCCCCCUCUCAUGCCUUCCCCCUCUCAUCCCUUCCCCCUCUCAUGCCUUCCCCCUCUCAUGCCUUCCCCCUCUCAUGCCUUCCCCCUCUCAUGCCUUCCCCCUCUCAUGCCUUCCCCCUCUCAUGCUCCCGCUUUCCAUCACCCCGCCCCAUUCUCCCUCCUUCCAUCACCCCGCCCCAUUCUCCCUCCUUCCAUCACCCCGCCCCAUUCUCUUUCUUUCCAUCACCCCGCCCCAUUCUCCCGCUUUCCAUCACCCCGCCCCAUUCUCCCUGAUUCCAUCACCCCGCCCCAUUCUCCCUCCUUCCAUCACCCCGCCCCAUUCUCCCGCAUUCCAUCACCCCGCCCCAUUCUCCCGCUUUCUAUCACCCCGCCCUUUUCUCCCGCUUUCCAUCACCCUGCCCCAUUGUCCCGCUUUUCAUCACCCCGCACCAUUCUCCCGCUUUCCAUCACCCCGCACCAUUCUCCCGCUUUCCAUCACCCCGCCCCAUUCUCCCACUUUCCAUCACCCCGCCCCAUUCUCCCUCCUUCCAUCACCCCGCCCCAUUCUCCCUCCUUCCAUCACCCCGCCCCAUUCUCCCGCUUUCCAUCACCCCGCCCCAUUCUCCCGCUUUCCAUCACCCCGCCCCAUUCUCUUGCUUUCCAUCACCCCGCCCCAUUCUCCCGCUUUCCAUCACCCCGCCCCAUUCUCCCGCUUUCCAUCACCCCGCCCCAUUCUCCCGCUUUCCUUCACCCCGCCCCGUUCUCCCGCUUUCCAUCACCCCGCCCCAUUCUCCCUCCUUCCAUCACUCCGCCCCAUUCUCCCUCCUUCCAUCACCCUGCCCCAUUCUCCCUCCUUCCAUCACCCCACCCCAUUCUCCCGCUUUCCAUCACCCCGCCCCAUUCUCCCGCUUUCCUUUACCCCGCCCCAUUCUCCCGCUUUCCAUCACCCCGCCCCAUUCUCCCGCUUUCCAUCACCCCGCCCCAUUCUCCCACUUUCCAUCACCCCGCCCCAUUCUCCUGCUUUUCAUCACCCCGCCCCAUUCUCCCUCCUUCCAUCACCCCGCCCCAUUCUCCCGUUUUCCAUCACCCCGCCCCAUUCUCCCUCCUUCCAUCACCCCACCCCAUUCUCCCUCCUUCCAUCACCCCGCCCCAUUCUCUUUCUUUCCAUCACCCCGCCCCAUUCUCCCGCUUUCCAUCACCCCGCCCCAUUCUCCCUGAUUCCAUCACCCCGCCCCAUUCUCCCUCCUUCCAUCACCCCGCCCCAUUCUCCCGCUUUCCAUCACCCCGCCCCAUUCUCCCGCUUUCCAUCACCCCGCCCCAUUCUUCCGUUUUCCAUCACCCCGCCCCAUUCUCCCGCUUUCCAUCACCCCGCCCCAUUCUCCCGCUUUCCAUCACCCCGCCCUUUUCUCCCGCUUUCCAUCACCCUGCCCCAUUCUCCCGCUUUCCAUCACCCCGCCCCAUUCUCCCGCUUUCCAUCACCCGCCCCAUUCUCCCGCUUUCCAUCUGUUAUAGUCACAACGGACAACAAGCCGAGUGCAAACCGUAGGGUUGCACCAACACCAUCACCCCGCCCCAUUCUCCCGCCUUCCAUCACCCCGCCCCAUUCUCCCUCCUUCCAUCACCCCGCCCCAUUCUCCCGCCUUCCAUCACCCCACCCAAUUCUCCCGCUUUCCAUCACCCCGCCCCAUUCUCCCGCUUUCCAUCACCCCGCCCCAUUCUCUCGCUUUCCAUCACCCCGCCCCAUUCUCCCACUUUCCAUCACCCCGCCCCAUUCUCCCUCCUUCCAUCACCCGCCCCAUUCUCCUGCUUUCCAUCACCCCCUCCUUCCAUCACCCCGCCCCAUUCUCCCUCCUUCCAUCACCCCGCCCCAUUCUCUCGCUUUCCAUCACCCCGCCCCAUUCUCCCUCCUUCCAUCACCGCGCCCCAUUCUCCCUCCUUCCAUCACCCCGCCCCAUUCUUCCUCCUUCCAUCACCCCGCCCCAUUCUCCCGCCUUCCAUCAUCCCCCAUCACCCCGCCCCAUUCUCCCUCCUUCCAUCACCCCGCCCCAUUCUCCCUCCUUCCAUCACCCCGCCCUAUUCUUCCGCUUUCCAUCACCCCGCCCCAUUCUCCCGCUUUCCAUAACCCCGCCCCAUUCUCCCGCUUUCCAUCACCCCGCCCCAUUCUCCCGCUUUCCAUCACCCCGCCCCAUUCUCCCGCUUUCCAUCACCCCGCCCCAUUCUCCCGCAUUCCAUCACCACGCCCCAUUCUCCCGCUUUCCAUCACCCCGCCCCAUUCUCCCGCUUUCCAUCACCCCGCCCCAUUCUCCCGCUUUCCAUCACACCGCCCAAUUCUCCCGCUAACCAUCACCCCACCCCGUUCUCCCUCCUUCCAUCAUCCCGCCCCAUCCUCCCUCCUUCCAUCACCCCGCCCCAUUCUCCCGCUUUCCAUCACCCCGCCACAUUCUCCCGCUUUCCAUCACCCCGCCCCAUUCACCCGCUUUCCAUCACCCCGCCCCAUUCUCCCGCUUUCCAUCACCUCGCCUCAUUCUCCCGCUUUCCAUCACCCCGCCCCCUCCCGCUUUCCAUCACCCCGCCCCAUUCUCCCGCUUUCCAUCACCCCGCCCCAUUCUCCCGCUUUCCAUCACCCCGCCCAAUUCUCCCCCUUUCCAUCACCUCGCCCCAGUCUCCCGCUUUCCAUCACCCCGCCCCAUUCUCCCGCUUUCCAUCACCCCGAUCCAUUCUCCCGCUUUCCAUCACCCCGCCCCAUUCUCCCGCUUUCCAUCACCCGCCCCGUUCUCCCGCUUUCCAUCACCCCGCCCCAUUCUCCCUCCUUCCAUCACCCCGCCCCAUUCUCCCGCUUUCCAUCACCCCGCCCCAUUCUCCCGCUUUCCAUCACCCCGCCCCAUUCUCCCGCUUUCCAUCACCCCGCCCCAUUCUCCCGCUUUCCAUCACCCCGCCGCAUUCUCCCGCUUUCCAUCACCCGCCGCAUUCUCCCGCUUUCCAUAACCCCGCCCCAAUCUCCCUCCUUCCAUCACCCUGCCCCACUCUCCCUCCUUCCAUCACCCCGCCCCAUUCUCCCGCUUUCCAUCACCCCGCCCCAUUCUCCCGCUUUCCUUCACCCCGCCCCGUUCUCCCUCCUUCCAUCACCCCGCCACAUUCUCCCGCUUUCCAUCACCCCGCCCCAUUCUCCCGCUUUCCAUCACCCCGCCCCAUUCUCCCGCUUUCCAUCACCCCGCCCCAUUCUCGCUCCUUCCAUCAGCCCGCCCCAUUCUCCCUCCUUCCAUCACCCCGCCCCAUUCUCCCGCUUUCCAUCACCCCGCACCAUUCUCCCGCUUUCCAUCACCCCGCCCCAUUCUCCCUCCUUCCAUCACCCCGCCCCAUUCUCCCGCUUUCCAUCACCCCGCCCCAUUCUCCCGCUUUCCAUCACCCCGCCCCAUUCUCCCGCUUUCCAUCACCCCGCCGCAUUCUCCCGCUUUCCAUCACCCGCCGCAUUCUCCCGCUUUCCAUAA